CCUGCGGCGCUAGCUCCGACCGACGGCGAGACGCGAGCUCAAAUCCGACGCGCCCCCACCCCAUGGAGCUCACCAUCUAGGCGCGGCUCGGCCCGUCGCAUGGAUCCAGAUGUUCUCGUGGGGCCGUAGCAAGCAGUCCUCGCCCGCCUCCUCCUCCGGCCGCCGCGGCGCCGGCGACGCCCCCAUGGACUCCGGCGGCAGCAGCCGCCGCGGGAGCGGCAGCGGCAGCGGAAGCGGGAGCGGGAGCCGCGGACGGAGCCCGCGGCUGGAGCGCCGCAACGCCGCGAAGCACAUCGAGUACGAGGCUGGCGCGGGCGCGGGGCCGACGUCCGUGUCGGCGUCCUGGUCCUCCUCGGCCUCGGCCUCGUCGGCCGAGCGCUCCCCGGGGGUCCGCCCGUCGCGCUCGCUCGACCUGGCGGCCAGGGGCGGCGGCGGCGGCACGGACUUCCGCAUCAGCGGCAGCGGGGAGGGGGAGGUGGACGAGCUCUGCCGCAGCCUGGGGCUGUCGGGCCCGGAGGACUUCGCCAUCCCCGUCGCCGCCUGGGAGGCCCGCAAGGCGCGCUCCAGCAACGACCUCCUCUCCCGCGCCGCCCGCCCUGACACGUCCAAUCCCCCCUUGGCAGACCCCGCCCCUGUCGUCCGCACCACCUCCGCCCCCGACGCCCCGUGGCCCGUGCUCCUCUCCUUCCCCGACCCCAUUCCCGAGGAGUCCAUCCACUCGUCCGCCACCUCCACCGCCACCGACUCCGUGGAGGAGCUCACCCUUCCACCGCCAGCGGAAUCCCCCAAACCCACCCCUGCGGCUGCCCUUACGGCGCACGUCGCGGGCCUGUCCCUCCUCUCGCCGAGAAGGACAACCGGGGAGGUCGGGAUCCGGGGCGUCCGGCCGCCCCUGCUCUCCCCGCCUCCACCGAUCACGGGGCUCGCACCGCCACCGGUGAGGCAGCCGUCUGUGGCUGCGACCGUGAGCGGAUCGGCCUGGGACAUCGUGAACUCCUUUGCUCCCAGGGAAGAGAAUCACAGUGAACUACGGAUGUCUUACCAACAUGUCGAUUCACCUCACGUGUCAGACACAGAGGAGGAGGAGACCCACGAAGGAUUCGCAGGAGCUGAGGGAGAGCAUAGAGAGUGGAGGGUAGGAGAGACCUUCGAAGGGUUCACCGGGACAUCCUCGCUGUCGACAACCAACGAUGAUGAUGCAUCGAGCACGAAUACAGAGCCCGUGUUCAACAUCUCGCCCAAUGGCAAGUUCAAGCGGAACAUCAAGUCAUGGAUGCGUGGUGCGCUUCUGGGGAGUGGCUCAUUCGGGACCGUGUACGAGGGGAUCAGUGAUGAAGGUGCGUUUUUUGCUGUUAAGGAAGUGUCUUUGCUUGACCAAGGAAGCAAUGCACAGCAGUCUAUUCUAGCACUCGAACAGGAAAUCGCUCUGCUUAGUCAGUUCGAACAUGAAAAUAUAGUCCAGUAUUAUGGAACUGACAAGGAAGAAUCGAAACUUUACAUUUUUAUUGAGCUUGUUACACAAGGUUCUCUUUCAUCUCUCUAUCAGAAGUAUAAACUACGUGAUUCACAAGUCUCUGCAUACACAAGACAGAUUCUGAAUGGAUUAGUCUAUCUCCAUGACAGAAAUGUGGUCCACAGAGAUAUCAAAUGCGCCAAUAUAUUGGUUCAUGCAAAUGGAUCGGUGAAACUUGCGGAUUUUGGAUUGGCAAAGGAGAUGUCUAAAAUCAAUAUGCUGAGAUCAUGCAAGGGAAGUGUUUAUUGGAUGGCACCUGAGGUUGUUAAUCCGAGAAAAACAUAUGGGCCGGCAGCUGAUAUGUGGAGCCUUGGCUGCACUGUGUUAGAAAUGCUAACCCGCCAAAUACCUUAUCCUAAUGUGGAGUGGACAAAUGCUUUCUUUAUGAUUGGAAGAGGAGAACAGCCUCCCAUGCCCAGCUACUUGUCUAAAGAAGCCCAGGACUUCAUCGGCCAGUGUGUAAGAGUAGAUCCAGAGGAGCGGCCUACUGCCUCAGAACUUUUGGCGCACCCAUUUGUUAACAGGCCACUGCGAGCUUCUUUUGAUUCUUUGUCUCCUCCGACCAAUAGGCAAUAGUAUGAUAGUGUGGUGUCCCUGUUUGUGCAACCUCGGCUCAGCUCCUGAAUAGAUCUUCAAGAUCUCCAGUCAUGGUGCCAUAUGUUAGGAGGGUGUGUAGUUAAAUAGGAUUGGUGAGGUUGAGCAUUGACCAUGUUUCUUGGAUUGUUUGUGUAUUUUUUUUCCAUAGGCAAAACCUUUUUUUUCUUUUUCUUGAGGACAACCAAUAGAUUUUGUACAACUUAGCAGGAAAUAGUUGGAAUUGCGGUGAUGCUAGGAUGACCCGGUGUUUGUAAAUGCUUGACCUCAUCAUUCUUUACUCCAUGGCUCCUGAAAUCAACCGGAGCAUUAUAUUGCCUGGUAUUCUUUACUCAUAUAGUGAGUGGAAAAUUGCAA
Lolium rigidum is the source of this 2464-nucleotide messenger RNA. Its product is annotated as mitogen-activated protein kinase kinase kinase 1-like. The record is from RefSeq and is a predicted model, not a curated record. Gene Ontology annotation, biological process: protein phosphorylation. The transcript is spliced from 9 exons. Gene Ontology annotation, molecular function: ATP binding; protein kinase activity. Lineage: Eukaryota; Viridiplantae; Streptophyta; Magnoliopsida; Poales; Poaceae. Bases 110 to 2089 code for a protein of 659 amino acids.